Penicillium bovifimosum is the source of this 1557-nucleotide messenger RNA. RefSeq names its product developmental regulatory protein WetA (gene wetA). The transcript has a single exon. Bases 1 to 1557 code for a protein of 518 amino acids. The record is from RefSeq and is a predicted model, not a curated record. NCBI's taxonomy places the organism in Eukaryota, Fungi, Ascomycota, Eurotiomycetes, Eurotiales, Aspergillaceae.
AUGUUCGCCCAACAGUACGAUCAUUCAUUCAAUGACUUGUUCAACCAGUACGUCAACGUGGACACCUCAGCCGCCGAUACCGACAAAGAUUUGGUAUUCUCCGGCGACUUUGAUCAGCUCUUCCCGCUUGACUCGCUAUCGAGUGAAUGUGGCGAUAUUUCACCUAUUGUCUCCACUUCUAAACGCCAUCAAUCACCCCAACCCUGGACCAAUGAGUGGUCCCUGCUUGAUGACGGCGCUGCUGCCGAUCAUCUUGAUUUCCAUGACACCGUCCACCCUUCUGCCAUCUCAGAACCUGGCCUGAACAACUUCGAAGUCUCCCCUCGUCCUACAACUCGUCCGUCCGCAUCACCAUCAACCCCUCCAGCUACCCCCAGACGCAAGCCUGCCCAGAGCGCCCUUCUCACUCCCAAGUCUAUCCGCCACCGCAGCCCGAAUGAGCGCCGCUCUCAUUCGUCGAAGCAAGGUUACUCUCCCAGCCUAAUGCGCUCUUCCAACCUUUCUAAGGGAAUCAUGGCAUAUCCCGAGGCUUGGGCGCAGGGAAUGCAGCAGAACUACAAUCUUCACAACUCCGAAGAUCGUCUGCCACUGUCACCUCCCCCGUCAGAUGUCAUUUGCAAGCAUGAGAACAUGCCUACCGAACAAAUCAUGAACCGACCUAGGGACUCCGCAGAAAUGCCUCAGUACGACGCAAGACUAUUCCAAGAAUCUCCCUCUAUUCCAAUGCCAUCACCAAACUCCGCAAUGGCAGCACGGCACCAACAAUACAAUGGCCUCCCCAACUCUUCCGCCUUGACCAAUUCCAGCCCUUCUUCCGCAGAUGAUAUCUUCUCUUCAUCACACUCAUCUGAUCCCCAAUCUCUUUCCUCUUGGCAGUCCGACCCUCUCCAUGCUUCGUCUCUCACCUUUACUCCUGAUCUCCAGGGCCAAGAUGCCCAGUGGUGGUCCCCCAUGCCUUCUCGCGUCGCUCAACAGCAAGCAGCUUACCUCGCAUCUCCCACACCUGUCCGCCAUGUGCAGCACGUUGGGAACCAAAAUGAGAUGAUGCAAGGUGGACUCAUGAUCCAAUUCAACCCCUCCUAUGAUAUGUCCGCCGAGCACUCAUUCCAACCCACCCACAUGCUCCCCACCAACCAAAAAUUCGACACCUCCUUCACCCCCUCUCAAGUCCACAAUACCUCCCGUUCUUCAUCUAUUUCUCCCAAAGCUGGCGCAUCACCCAAGGAUAUCCGAAAUGGAUCCAUCUCUAAAUCCACCCAUCGCCGCACUCACAGCCGCAAACUCUCCGGCAACAGUAUGAACGGCCCCAAGCCUGUAAAGGCAUCUGACUCAUCGCCACGAGGCGCAAAUAAGUCUGUCAGCGUAUCGUUUGUCAACUUUACCGCCCAUGACAGCAAGAAGAUUCUGACCGGAGUUGCUCCCUCCGGCAGCUCUAAGACCAAGGCUCGCCGCGAACAAGAAGCCCGGGAUCGACGUCGCAAGCUGAGCGAGGCCGCAUUGAGGGCUGUGCGCAGUGCUGGUGGUGACGUUGAAGCUCUCGAAGCUGUUCUGUGCUGA